This is a messenger RNA of Puntigrus tetrazona (Sumatra barb), 3596 nucleotides long. It is a transcript of the gene zdhhc18a, whose product is annotated as zinc finger DHHC-type palmitoyltransferase 18a. The transcript has 10 exons. NCBI's taxonomy places the organism in Eukaryota, Metazoa, Chordata, Actinopteri, Cypriniformes, Cyprinidae. Gene Ontology annotation, molecular function: protein-cysteine S-palmitoyltransferase activity. Gene Ontology annotation, cellular component: Golgi apparatus; endoplasmic reticulum. Gene Ontology annotation, biological process: peptidyl-L-cysteine S-palmitoylation; protein targeting to membrane. Bases 664 to 2067 code for a protein of 467 amino acids. The record is from RefSeq and is a predicted model, not a curated record.
AACUAACGUUCCACAGAGGGCAGAGUCUCGGAAGUGAUCUUUGAUUGGUCCUCCUGAGAUGACGCAGCCCUUGCGAGUCAUUGGUCGCUUCUUCAGGUAAUCCUCGGCUAGGGAAGUGAUCGUUGUAAGUGUGUAACAGAUUCACUCUGGUUGGACAACUUAAUAUCGACAGCGAACGGACGGCCGAGUUACGCGAGGAGCAGAGUCGUUCAAAUGACGGUUGAGCAGCGCGUGAGGAGCAAUGUUGUCCGCUGAGAUAUGUUAGCUUGUUGACAGCUAGUUAACAAGCUAACGUAAAUAGCUUAGCCAAAGCACCCCUAAUUUAACGAAAGCAACAACAUGGCAUGAUAGUAUAGUAAUUAUUAGUCGAUGUAUUCCCUUUAGGGGAUGUUUAGUCGCAAACGGAUGUAAUUGAACAACAUAUUAUGCGUUUUGUGGACUUACGAGUUAACGUUAGCUUAGUUCGAUAGCUGAAAUUUUAGUACCCAAGUGACUUGGCUGUACAUUUGAGACCGUAUCUUCAAUAAUAUGUGACGGCGCUUUACGGCUGAAAUUUAGUGUUGCUCAAGCUUCCUCUUUGUUAGGGCUUGGCGUGUGGCUAAAGUGUUCCCGAGGUUUAACGUUACUCCCCUACCUCUAUAUUAUCAGUCACAUUUUUUGAAAAUGAAAAAUUGUGAGUAUCAACAAAUAGAUCCACGAGCGCUCGGAACAUCGAACACAAGGACCUCCACGACUUUGCCCUGUGGAAGGAAACACCCCCAGCGCCAACGGAGGAAAUGGGAAGUUUUCCCUGGACAAAAUCGCUUCUACUGUGAUGGGCGUGUUAUGUUGGCCAGGCAAUGCGGUGUGCUCCCGUUGACCAUCGGCCUAAUUUUCAUCACCAGUGGCUUAUUUUUCACUUUUGAUUGCCCCUUUCUGGUGGAAAAACUUACUGUCUUCAUUCCAGUAAUUGGUGGGGUGUUAUUUGUAUUUGUGGUUGUCACCCUCCUUCAGACCAGUUUUACAGACCCAGGGAUAUUACCCAGGGCUUUGCCGGAUGAGGCUGCGGACAUUGAGAGACAGAUUGAUAAUUCUGGAUCUUCAACAUAUCGCCCACCUCCCCGGACUAAAGAGAUCCUUAUAAAUGACCAGGUGGUCAAGCUUAAAUACUGUUUCACAUGCAAGAUGUUCCGCCCGCCCCGGACAUCCCAUUGCAGCAUGUGUGACAACUGUGUCGAGCGUUUCGACCAUCAUUGUCCUUGGGUGGGAAACUGUGUCGGGAAGCGAAACUAUCGAUUUUUUUACGCAUUCAUAGUGUCUCUAUCCUUUCUGACCUCCUUUAUCUUUGGCUGUGUGAUCACUCAUCUCACUUUAGGAUCUCAAGGUGGGAAGGGUAUCAUCCAGGCAAUACAGGACAGCCCAGCCAGUGUUGUCGAGCUGGUCAUUUGCUUCUUCUCCAUCUGGUCCAUUCUUGGUCUGUCAGGUUUUCAUACUUAUCUUGUGGCCUCCAACCUCACAACCAACGAAGAUAUUAAAGGAUCUUGGUCCAGUAAAAGAGGAGAAGAAUCAGGAAAUCCUUACACCUAUAACAGCAUUUUCACAAACUGCUGUGUGGUGCUUUGUGGGCCAAUGCCACCCAGCCUGAUUGACAGAAGAGGCUUUUUACCUCCAGAAGAAACACCUCAAAUAGUGACCUCUGAUGCUGACCUCCCACCUUUUAUGGCUAAGAAUGACGCAAAUAUGUGCACACAGGGCACAAAGGAACUUUUAGAAUCAAUGGCUCACUCCACAGUGAUUCAGAGCACCUGCACUCCUGGCACACCCAAAACUGCUCCAGUUACCCAAGAGAGUCUACUACGUACUGUCUCUAUCACCGUCUCUCCCCCCAACAGGCCUCCUUCUACCGGCUGCUCAGGCCGACAGGCCCGGCGCCCCAUAGACGUUCCCUGCUCCCAGAGAGGGAACAAACGGGCCGCUCUUCACACCCAUAAACCCAUGUUGCGUGUACCCAGUCCUCCCUACUCCCUUGGCCACAGCCCACUCAUUCUUAGUGACGCUCCUGACAUGGGCUUCAUCUCACUGAACUGAGCACAGUAUAUCUGCCACCAGCAGCCUCGUCUCUCUGUUACCACUUUGAGAACAGCAUUACACUUUUUAAGCAACUGUGACUUUCUAUACUCAGGAUCUUCUCAGGAAACAUGCCACCUUUCAACCAAUGGGAAUAAGCCUGCAUUGACUUUUUACAUAACAGAGGGAUUUUUUGUUUUCCGUUAAAAUCAACAUACACUUUGUGGAGUGAAACGCAAAACAUCUUCAGAAGAUGCUUUUGUUUUUUUCAGUCAUUUUGCACAAAAAUAUCAGCAGAUGAUCAGUGUUUUACGGAACGCUCGAGCCAUUUUUUUUUCUCUCAGCCUUUUGUCAUCUGCUUAGACCUAAUGCAAUAAUUGUAUGCUUUGAAAGGGCAAUUGGGUCUAAAAAUAAGCCUUGCUUAUUUUCUGUUCUUUUUGUGUGGGGUUAAGUAACUUCUACAGUAAAGUAAUUGGUUAAAAAGUAUUUACACCAACAGCCAAGCAUAUCAAUGGCAGUUAUGAAUGAGUAUCAGAGAGCUCAGGAUAAGAGGGUUAAUGAUUUAUUUGUGUACGUGGUGCAAUGUUACUGUUGGUCCAGGGGUUUUAUCUCCUGUAUAAUGUUGCAGCUGCCAGUGAGUGAAUUAACAGCUUUCAUAUUUAUGUUUGUUUUGUGUCCAUUUAAAACAGGGGUUUUCCUUCAUUUAAAAUUUUUUGGUGGCAUCCUAAUAGUAUUUGAUGCAGUAUUUUCCCUCAUUGAUCAUUGUCUUUAUUUUGGUUUCUUUGGUAGAAAAUUUGGCAACACUACUGUACAUUUCAGCUUAUAAUGAAUUAGCUUUCAUGAACUAACAAAUGAAUAAAAUGAUUUACUGCAUUUAUUAAUCUUAUAAAUGCUUCAGUUUUAUAUAUAUAUAAUACUUUUUUGUAACGUUUCAAGUCAUAUAAACAAACAUUAAUGCAUUAUUUGCAUAUAAUUUAGAUUUAUUAAUGUUUUUAAAAAGUUUUCAUAAUUUUAAGAUCAACAAAUCUAGUGUUAAAAUUCCAUUCUUCGACACAUAAUUGUAUAUUUAUAAAAAUUAAUUGCCUUUUGUUUAAUCUGUCAAAUUUGCACAUGUAUAUAUAAACUACCACCAAAAAUCAUUUUGAAUCUAGGAAAAACCCUGUAGUGUUUCUGACUUUUCAUUGGUGGGUCAAAGGUUGUUUUCUGAUUGUUAUUAAAGUGUUUUACUAAGCUUGAAACUGAAGUUUUAACUGAAACUUUUUGCCUUGAAAUUGAUGGAUUACUGAUGAAUUAUGAAUUGUUCACAUCAUCAUUAAGAUGGUAGUCAAGUUUUUAUUUUUUAAGAAAUAGGAGUCUGGCACAGUAAUAAAGCUGACAGUAAAAGUUUCAAAAUAUUUUGCUCCUCUAAAAAACAUUUAGGCUUACAGAAGUUGAUCACUGCCAGCAGUGUUAGAGGGAAAGUAAAACAAUGUAUGACUUGUUGUGUUGCUAUUAUCUUUUUAUCACCUGAAGACUUAAUGACAAAAAGUAAUAAACAAAUGUUCUUUCCA